AUGGCAAGCGGAUUGAUCGGCUCCAAGCGAGCCUAUAACUGGUUCAUUUCGCUGGUCGCGGCGGCCUGUAUGGUGUUAUAUGGUUACGAUGCAUCCGUUUUUAAUUCCGUUCAAGGCUCGGAUAAUUGGGUCGAUUGGUUCAACAAUCCCAGUUCCUCAGUGAUUGGUUCUAUCAACACCGCAUACACCGUUGGUGCUAUCUUUGGAGGCUUCUUCUGCGGCGGUCCGAUCGCAGAUUUUCUUGGCCGCAAGGUCGGCAUGGGCAUUGGCUGUGUUCUGGUCAUCAUUGCUACGUUCAUGCAGACAUUUGCCCCCUACCACAAUCUCGCAUGUUUUAUUGCCGGUCGAUGCAUCAUCGGUAUUGGCCAGGGUAUCGCUCUGACCUCCGGCCCUAUCUACAUUGGUGAACUGGCGCCUCCUGAGAUCCGUGGUAAGAUCAUGACUUUCUGGCAGAUGUUCUACUCUGUUGGAUCUUUCAUUUGUUUCUGGAUCAAUUACGCUUGCACUAAGAAUGUGCCCAAGCUUGGACAAUGGGAUUGGAAGCUGGUUGUCAUUUUCCAGCUUCUGGUUCCUGUCUUGAUUCUGGCUCUUCUUCCGACUAUCCCUGGUAGUCCUCGUUGGUUCAUUAAACGAAACAAUGAUAUUGAAAAGGCCCGUGCUGCUCUCCGGAAAGUGCGUGAAACCGAGGAGGAAGUCGAAGACGAGAUCCUGCAGAUCCGAGAGGCCAUCGAGUAUGAGAAAGAAGCCAUCUCAGGAAACUACAGUGCUUUGUGGAAAGACAAGUCUCUCCGCAAGCGCAUGUAUCUUGCAUUGAUCCUCAACGCUGGUCAACAGAUCACUGGACAGGGUUCCCUCAACUCCUACUCUACCAAGAUCUACGAGAAGAUUUUCACUAGCGACAGCAAGAUUGCCCUUAUCAACGCACUUAAUGCUACUUUUGGCAUUCUCUUUACCCUGAAUGCUAUGUGGAUUGUUGAUCGCUUUGGACGGAAGUUCUUGCUUAUUGUCGGUGGCAUUGGCAUGGGAAUCUGCAUGAUCAUCGCAGCCUCUGUUGAAACGCAAACCCCGACCAGCGCCAGCGGUGCCAAAUCAGAGCCUGUUGGUAUUGCGAUUGUGUUCCUGAUGUUCUUGUUCAUCUUCUUCUACAAGCCUUCAUGGGGUGCUACUGUCUGGAUUUGGACGUCCGAAAUUUUCUCCAUGAAUGUUCGUGCGCAAGCCGUCGGUAUGGCUUCGCAGACUCAGAAUGUCGCCAACACCAUAUUCCAGCAAUUCUUCCCCAUCUUCCUCGACCACGACGGGUUCUAUGCCUUCUACUUCUUUGCUGGAAUCAAUUUCAUCCUCGCUGUCUUCGUUUACUUCUUCAUUCCAGAGACCAAGCAGGUUUCUCUCGAGGAAAUCGAUACUCUGUUCGGUGGUGCCAACCACGUCACGCAGGGCGAGGAAGUUCUUGCUCACCAGAAGGGUAUCCAGGUUGCUCAUCAGGAAGGGGCCGAGAAGCCCGGGUCGGUUACUGUUGAGAAUGUUCAGAGCAAAUAG
This is a messenger RNA of Penicillium macrosclerotiorum, 1536 nucleotides long. Its product is annotated as putative MFS sugar transporter. Bases 1 to 1536 code for a protein of 511 amino acids. Gene Ontology annotation, biological process: transmembrane transport; carbohydrate transport. Gene Ontology annotation, cellular component: membrane. The record is from RefSeq and is a predicted model, not a curated record. Gene Ontology annotation, molecular function: carbohydrate:proton symporter activity. NCBI's taxonomy places the organism in Eukaryota, Fungi, Ascomycota, Eurotiomycetes, Eurotiales, Aspergillaceae. The transcript has 5 exons.